Messenger RNA from Entelurus aequoreus (snake pipefish), 786 nucleotides. RefSeq lists its product as uncharacterized. The transcript is spliced from 3 exons. Bases 1 to 651 code for a protein of 216 amino acids. The record is from RefSeq and is a predicted model, not a curated record. Lineage: Eukaryota; Metazoa; Chordata; Actinopteri; Syngnathiformes; Syngnathidae.
AUGUUUGAUAAACUCAAGCUUACCUGUGCUCCUGCGGUCGGCGGCUCGGCGGAGGACUUCGCCCCGUUCAUCGACACGGUCGGAGGCUCGGCGGCGGCGGUGGAGGACGACCCGGUCAUCAGAGAAGGCAGCGACUCAGCGGCGGUGAACGACGCGGCGGCUGCGGUGGACGGCGACCCAGACAUCGGUGAUUGCGGGGAACUGCACGAGAUGGCGGGGGUCCACGCGACCUCUCCCCGGUCCCGGACGGCCGAGGACGCGCCAUACACAGGAUUUAGAGGCGCCUUUACACAAACAUUUUCGUUAUUCUCUUCCUCUUUGUCUUCAAAAAAGCCCGCCAAAAGGAAACCCAACCCAUCCCCCAGCAACCCUACCUGGCCUCCUCCUCCCUCUCCCUCCCCUCCCCCUUUCUCUCCCUCCCCCUUCACCUGGAGGACGAUCAAUAUGCCUCUCUCUCCUCUCUCUCCUUGCUCUUCAACUGCAACAGCAAUAAUAACCAACAAUUUUUCUGGUCAGUACCACAACACAGCGGACUCUGAUGCUCUUUUUGGUUCCAGUGGACUACACAUCAUCCACCUAAAUGUGAACAGCCUCUCUGGAGCCAAACUCGACCAAAUCAGAGAAAUGUUCCUCAACACGAAGUAUAUAUGAUAGUAUAUAUCUGUAUCAUGAAUCAAUUUAAGUGGACCCCGACUUAAACAAGUUGAAAAACUUAUUCGGGUGUUACCAUUUAGUGGUCAAUUGUACGGAAUAUGUACUUCACUGUGCAACCUACUAAUAAAAGUC